AUGGGAAGCUCUCGCGGUAGGGGAAGACCGCCGAAAAAGGUGACUCAAUCGACGGGAUCGAAGCAUGGGGACAACACAACUUCGCCGGCAACAACCACGCCGGUGACCACAACUACACUGGUGGAGAAUGAGACGGUGAUUACAGAGAAGAGUCUUGAUAAGAAGGAGACGGGAAGUGAUGAGAAAGGAAAGAGGGAAGCAGAACCUAAGGCAAACAACAAAUGGAAACAACUUCAGUAUGUAGCACCAAAGAUUAACGACGGUAUCAUUGAAGUUGAAAUUGAAGAAAAGGAUGUGGAAUCGGAAAUUAGGUUUUGGGAGAAUUCGCUCAUCAUGUAUGUGAUUGGAACCAAUUUGAGCAUGAAUGCGAUGAAGAACUACAUGAGUCGGAUGUGGAAUUUUGUUGCACUUCCAGAUAUGUACUACAAUGAUGAAGGCUACUUCAUCCUCAAAUUCAAGAAUGGAGAUGCGAGAGAUGAAGUUAUGAUGAGAGGUCCUUACACUUUUCAGAACAAACCUAUGAUUCUAUUGGAAUGGAGGCAUGAUUUUACUAUGGCAAAGGAUAUGCUCAGAUCCAUUCCCAUUUGGAUUAAGCUACCCAAUCUCCCUUUGCCUAUGUGGGGAGCAUCAAGCCUAGGGAAGAUUGGUAGUGCAGUGGGUAUACCCUUGUUUACAGAUGAGUGUACAGCUGAGAAACUUAGAGUGAGCUAUGCUAGGUUACUGGUGGAGGUGGAUGUCACACAGAAAUUAUGUGAGGAAAUUACCAUCAGGGACCAUGAAGGGAAGCUAAGGAAGUAG
This is a messenger RNA of Vicia villosa (hairy vetch), 798 nucleotides long. RefSeq lists its product as uncharacterized. The record is from RefSeq and is a predicted model, not a curated record. The coding region runs from base 1 to 798 and encodes 265 amino acids. Lineage: Eukaryota; Viridiplantae; Streptophyta; Magnoliopsida; Fabales; Fabaceae. The transcript is spliced from 2 exons.